Messenger RNA from Penicillium crustosum, 1086 nucleotides. RefSeq lists its product as uncharacterized. The record is from RefSeq and is a predicted model, not a curated record. NCBI's taxonomy places the organism in Eukaryota, Fungi, Ascomycota, Eurotiomycetes, Eurotiales, Aspergillaceae. Bases 1 to 1086 code for a protein of 361 amino acids. The transcript has 2 exons.
AUGGCUGCCACAUCAAUCCGUCUAUCUGAGUCCUUCUUCAAAGACCUACCUAUUCAACUGAAGGUUGGCAAACAAGGAAAGAUAUUCCACGUUCAUCCUGGAGUCUUUAUGCCAUUUACUUCAUCAGCAAUAUAUGCCCGAGUAUAUGGGUCCUGGAAAGAUAGAAGCGAAGAAGUACUUGAUUUGACUGAGUUUGAUGAACAUACAAUUGUUUGCUUCUUGAGCUACGUCUACGCACGGGAUUACUGCCCUUUCCCCGCUGCUCCCGAUUCAAACCUAGAGAUUGAGGAACAGGCAAAGAAGUUUAAUCUCAAAACUACUGGAAAGGAAAGUUUCAAUAAAGGUCUAUUAGACGGCGAGGGUAUGUUCUCAGUGUUCUUAGAUCUAGCACACAUCACCAAAAUCUUACGCAAUCUGAAUCCUAUAGAAACUAUCCCCGACCAUCCAGCGAUUGAUGGCUUGAACACCAGGCCUUUGACCCCAAUCGAGGAUCUUAUGAUUCCAGAGCGACCUGCCACAAUUCAGAGUGCCACAAAUCCGCUAGGUCUUGCCGGAGGCCACGAUGAACUUCUCGCCAUUGAGAUUCUUACCCAUGCCAAAGUGUACUGCUUUGCACAUGUAUACCUUUUAACAAAGUUGGAGGCAUUCGCGUUGAAUCGUCUUGCUAAAACACUUGCCAUUCUACAAAACAAGCAAAUAAGCAUGUCGCCACAGUUAAUGGAGGCAAUCCGACUUAUUUAUUCGAAAACACCUAAUUCUUCCCAAAACCAUGCGAGAAACCUGUUGUCACAAUUUGUAGCCCUCAAGUUUACAGCACUUUUGGGUGAUCAACUCUGCAUGCUCAUGUCAGAAGGGGGUUCUUUUGCCGUGGAAGUGUCAUAUAAGCUUGGGAGGAGGCUCUUGGUUAGUCCAUUAGAGGACCAAGUCGAGAAGUUGCAUUUGAAAGUGUCAGAUCUUGAAUCCGAGGUAUCGGGAAUGGAGAAGGAUCUGAAUCAGUCAAGAGAAGAGGUUAGAGGAUGGGAGCAAUGGGAUCAAAAUCUGCCGUCAAAAAGACAGAGGUGGCCAGGCAGGUAUUACGAUAUCUAG